GUGACGGUAUUGUACUGCUACUACUACUACUACUACUACUACGGUAGGUCGUAGCACCCGCCCUAUGGAUUGGCAUUGCGGUGAGAAGCUCGUCUCAAGGGCUAAUCCACAACGCUAUUGACUAUUGACAUCAUCUCACCAACGGAUCAUUUUUCACUUACUUCAGGUGAAAGGACUAACAUUCUCUCGAUACAUAAAGGGAGAAGAGGAGAAACUGAGUCAUACACUCAUAACUUCUAGCAAUCAAGUGGAGCUAGCAGAGCUGUGACUGGCUCAGGUGAUUGGCUCAGGUCAGGAAUGGUGGAUAACUUGCCGGUAGGAGAGGAGACCUUCCUGUAUUACGCCAGCUUUCCCUCAGAACAUCACGAAUCGGACAUGGUGAUAGACACAGGUGUCUACCAGGCGGUGCCCUCUCCGUUUUCAGAGGACGACCUGAGUGACUCGUCCAGCCCUUGCUCCUGCUCCAGCCCUGAGUCCCAGGUGCUGGGUUCCAGCUACGGCAGCAGCAGCUCCAGUGGAGAGAGCCAGGAUGGCCUCCUCGACUUCCUGCUCUCCCAGGCCACCCUUGGAAGUGGAGUUACUCCCACUCUAUCUCCCUCAGUACCACCCAUCCUCCCCAGGGGUCUAGCAUGGGAGUCGAAGACGGACCGCCUGUUUCAGCCAACCAAAGAGGAGUGCUUUGAGUUCCCUGUGUUCCCAGUGGACCUGGAGGAUCAUGUGGGGCUGCUGUUUCAGCCCACCCUGGAGGAGAUAGAGGAGUUCCUGGAGGAGAAUAUGGAGGUGGUAACGUCGAAGAAGGAGGCUAGUGAGCGAGGGAUGUUGGAUGUAGACAGUCAGGUGGCAGGGUUAGAACCUGGGCUAGAGCAGUCAGUGCCUGUUGCCAGGGCUACUGUCCCCACCACAGUGACCAAAUACACAGCAACAUCCACAAUAACACAUUCCAACGGUUGUAGUGGGAUUAAACAGGAGGAACCUGCUGAAACACCAGCCUCAGGGGAGGGGUCUGGCUUGACGCCUGUCAUCUUGCAGAUUCAACCAAUCCAGAUUAAGCAAGAGCCCAGCCCAGGUGUGAUACCAACACCAGUACCACCGCAGUCCACCCUGCCCUCCUCAGACAUAAAAAUCGCCCAGCUCCUGGUCAACAUCCAGGGCCAGACGUUUGCCCUGGUGCCCCAGCUGGUGUCUCCAGCUAAUCUCAAUGGUACGUCUUCCAAAUUUGUGCGCAUCGCGCCCGUACCCAUCGCCGCCAAGCCCCUGGGUCUCAGGGAGGGUGGGCUUGCAGGUGGCCAGGCUGCAGGAAUCCUGGUGGGAGGACAGAAGUUCCAGAAGAGCUCGGUUACGGACCUUAUAAAAAUGCAUAAGUGCACUUUCCCUGGCUGUGCCAAGAUGUACACCAAGAGCAGCCACCUGAAGGCCCACCUGAGGAGGCACACGGGGGAAAAGCCCUUCGCCUGCACCUGGCCUGGCUGUGGAUGGAGGUUCUCGAGGUCAGACGAACUCUCCAGACACCGGCGCUCUCACUCUGGAGUGAAGCCUUAUCAGUGUCCCAUCUGCGAGAAGAAGUUUGCCCGCAGCGAUCAUCUUUCCAAACACAUCAAAGUCCACCGCUUUCCAAGAAACAGCAGGACAGUGCGAUCUGCAAACUGAGCACAUUGACCUCCAGGUCCUGCUAGGCUGAGGCCACGCCACAGGACACAUGGAGAGACAGAGAGAGAAUGUUUGUGAGAGAGAGUGAAUGAAUGUGGGAGAUUGCUAAUAGCAGAGGGGACAGUGGGACAGACAGAAUGAAUGUGGGAGAUUGCUAAUAGCAGAGGGGACAGUGGGACAGACACAAUUAAUGUAGGAGAUUGCUAAUAGCAGAGGGGACAGUGGGACGGACAGAAUUAAUGUGGGAGAUUGCUAAUAGCAGAGGGGACAGUGGGACAGACACAAUUAAUGUAGGAGAUUGCUAAUAGCAGAGGGGACAGUGGGACAGACACAAUUAAUGUAGGAGAUUGCUAAUAGCAGAGGGGACAGUGGGACAGACAGAAUGAAUGUGGGAGAUUGCUAAUAGCAGAGGGGACAGUGGGACAGGCAGAAUGAAUGUGGGAGAUUGCUAAUAGCAGAGGGGACAGUGGGACAGGCAGAAUGAACUUUCAAACAACAGUUAAUGGAGAGAGUGUUUGAAUGUUUUGUUUGUUUAUGUGUGUGUGUGUGUGUGUGUGACGCACGUUGGUGGUACUGUGAUAAUUUAUUGAGUAAUGCAGAGACUCAAAAGAGAAAACAUUUAGAAAAAACAAGAACUGUUACAUAACAUGACAUCUUCACUGGUGCAUGAUGGGAAGUUCAGUGCUUUAGCGGGAUUUACACUUAAAGCAAUGUUCCCGUGUUCGCAGAUACUGCAUUUACAGUAAACGCUGCAUAUGCCGGCUCAAUCGGAAAUUACUUUUAAAUUGCAAUGUCGCUAUAGCGCUGAACUUCAGCAGCACAGAUUGAAUCGAGUCCUAAGUUUCUUGUAAAUAGCUUUUCUUAAUUUUUGUAGGUUUUUUUUUCAUAAAAAUGUUUAAGAUACGAUUUGAGAAUAUAAAAGAGGUUUUGUUAUGCAAAGUAUUUUUACACUUUGAGGUUUGAAUGAAUUGUUGUUGAUGUACCUGCCUAUCAUUAACACAUCAACAUUCCUUCUGCUGUAUAUAGAAAUGAUCUUCUCAUCACCGAGGGAGUUUUUACGAUGUACUUCUUCAAACCAAAAAAUUACAGUUAGUAUUCAAACGUUCAUGUUGAACUACUGAUCAUGAUCAGAAUCAUGCCAUUAUAAGCUACCGGCAACAUGUGGAGGCUGUCUCCUAUUUUCACUACAGGAGCAAUAUGACGACUCAUGCCUGGUAAAGGCUGGAUCAGCUAACAGUGAACUGCCAACUGCAAAACAACGAGGUGCAGCAAAAAAUAUUUUAUGUUUUAUGGUGUGUUGUUUAUAUGUGAACCGACUGGCUUUCUGAUCACUAUUGAAGACAUUGAAGAACUUUUCCUUUUGUAUAUUUGUAUACAUUAGCUGGAGGAGCUGUUAUUGUCAUUUUCUUUCAUUUUGUGUUAUGUCAUUGGCGCUUAAAGCUGGCCUUCUCUGGGGCCAAUAUGUCAACUGAGUAGGCCUACGUAGUAUCUGUUUGAAUAUAAUGAUAACACUUAACCCGUUGGUGACUGUAUUAAAUCUUCAUAGCACAUAAGCAUUGAAUGCCUAGCCUGCCAUGUUGUAUACAGCGUGUGGAUGUCAGUGACAGUCAAUCAAUGUACAGUUUCAAACAGUGCUGGUAGGAGCUACAGUAUGAAGGACUCAAACCAUACACUUCAAUGUCAGUCUAAUCAAUGCUUUCAGUAAAAUAGUUGAACUAUAUUUUUUAGGGAUUCUUGAAAAACUGCAGCUACAGUAGCUUGAGGUAAGUCUCCUCGAUAUCAGCACAAUCGUCUGCCUCGUGUCAUCAAUGCAUGUUGCUGAAGCACCCUACAGUGUUUCAGAAGUGACCUCUGUUUCAAACUGGAACAACCCCCAAAAGCCUUUUUAGCAGACACACAGCAGUGCCAACCUAGCCAAGCUUCCUGGGCUAUUACAUUUCAUCUGGAGGAGCUGGAAUUGCAUGGUGCUAUAUUUGGGUGGCAGGGAGCCUAGUGGUUAGAGCAUUGGACUAGUAACCGGAAGGUUGCAAGAUCAAAUCCCUGAGCUGACAAGGUAAAAAUCUGUUGUUCUGCCCCUGAACAACCCACUGUUCCUAGGCUGUUCUUGAAAAUAAGAAUGGGUUCUUAACUGACUUGCCUAGUUAAAUAAAAAUAAAUGUAGUUACCUCCUCUGGAACAUGUGAAGAAGUAAAUGGUGGUAGAAAUCUUAGCCUCCAUACACAAGUUCUACAGUCACCUUCCUGAUCUACAGAUGACAUCACAGGAAGACACACGAUUGGUUUAGUGAAAUACAGUACUCAAAUACUGUAACGUUUAGGAAUGUUUUUAUUUUUAUAAUGCUUUCUUUUCCCUGUACGAAACUGCACUGUCUAUGAUGGCCAUGUCCUUUCUGUGUUAACGUUGUCUGAACCUGAGGGGUCUAGAGAGGGCAGUAAAACUUAUACUGUAGCAAUGCAUUCCUUAAAUCCCAUUUUAAAUGUUUUUAAAAACAGGUUAUUUUAACCCAUGAAUGUAUGUAAAUACUGCAACUACACCUAAAAGGAACGGAAAUAUUAUUGUAAUUAUUUCUGUGAUUGCGUACAAUUCUAGUGCAUGUGUAUAUAAUGACAAUUCAUUAUAUGUUGUUAUAAAUAUUAUAUACUAUUAUAAAUAUUAUAUAUUUUUCUUUGUUCUACAUACGAUGCAUUUACAAAUUAAACAAAUCCAAAAGAUGGA
Messenger RNA from Oncorhynchus tshawytscha (Chinook salmon), 4362 nucleotides. Its product is annotated as Krueppel-like factor 15. The transcript is spliced from 3 exons. Lineage: Eukaryota; Metazoa; Chordata; Actinopteri; Salmoniformes; Salmonidae. The coding region runs from base 298 to 1647 and encodes 449 amino acids. Gene Ontology annotation, biological process: regulation of transcription by RNA polymerase II. The record is from RefSeq and is a predicted model, not a curated record. Gene Ontology annotation, molecular function: DNA-binding transcription factor activity, RNA polymerase II-specific; RNA polymerase II cis-regulatory region sequence-specific DNA binding.